Molecule: messenger RNA, 4721 nt
Organism: Camellia sinensis
Lineage: Eukaryota; Viridiplantae; Streptophyta; Magnoliopsida; Ericales; Theaceae
Product: RAF-like serine/threonine-protein kinase 24
Biological process (GO): protein phosphorylation; signal transduction
Cellular component (GO): cytoplasm
Molecular function (GO): ATP binding; protein binding; protein kinase activity
Source: RefSeq, a predicted model, not a curated record
AGAAAUGUGUGAUUUUAGAGGGAGAGAGUGAGAGAGAGAUGAACAUCCAUUUGAGAGAGAGAGAGAGAGGGAGAGAGUGACUUUGGGGGCAAUAAUGGCUGUUGCUGACAUGAGCUGAACCCUUCUUGUAUCUGAGUAUUUCUUUGGUGGGUUUGUUUCAGUUUCCUGUCUUUUUUCGGGGGAGAACAAUUGCCUAAACUAUUGUUCAAGCUGGAGGAGUUCUCUGUUAGGGUAACUAAUUUAAGAAAUAAGGAAAAGUGCAUUUCUUCAGAAUCCCUGGUUGAGAACUACAAUUCUGUCAUUUGGGAAAUAUUUAUCUCAGCCAGCGAAGUUUGUGAUUGGUGAUGUACUAGAAUGAGCACAGACACCAAGUUUGUGCUCAUAAUGCAUCAUUAUGAUAUUUAUGGCAUUUCAUCUGGGGUAUUUGUACUGGUGUAAUUGGACUAAUGGAGAGAAAUACAGGAAGAGGUAUGAUGGAGCAGCAUAAACCCUAUGAGCAGGUUCGAUACAGUUCUGUGGAAACUAGAAAUGAGGGACUUGGUUCUGCAAAUCAAAACUUUUUCCUGGAUUCUUCAAGUUCUAUUAAUACUAAUAUGAGACCUCCAGAUUUCAAUAUACCAGUUGGUGCUAGACCUGUACACAAUUAUUCUAUUCAGACUGGUGAGGAAUUUUCUCUUGAAUUCAUGCGGGAAAGGGUGAAUUCAAGGCAUCACUUCAUUCCAAAUCCUUCUGGGGAUUCAAACAGUGGAAUAAUUUAUACAGAUCUGAAGGGAAUAUUGGGAAUCAGUCAUGCAGGUUCCGAAAGUGGAUCAGAUAUCUCUAUGAUUUCCUCGAUGGAUAAAAGCCGUGUCCAAGAGUCUGAAAGGAGGGGCUCUUCUCUACAUGAAGACAAAGGGUACAACGAGUCCAUGCUAUCAGUACCUCAGACCUCAUUAAGAAAUGACAGCAGCCGGGGAGGUCAUGGUUAUGCCUCUUCAGAAGUUUAUGAUAACUCAUCAACAAAGAUCAAGUUUCUCUGCAGUUUUGGUGGCAAAAUCAUGCCCCGUCCCAGUGACGGAAAGCUUAGAUAUGUUGGAGGUGAAACACGUAUCAUUCGGAUAAGCAAGGGCAUUUCUUGGCAGGAGCUAAUGCAGAAAACAUUGACAAUUUACAAUCAGGUUCAUGUAAUCAAAUAUCAGCUUCCUGGUGAGGAUCUUGAUGCAUUGGUAUCUGUUUCUUGUGACGAGGACCUACAAAAUAUGAUGGAGGAAUGUAGUUUGCUUGAAGAUGGAGGAUCACAGAAACUCAGGAUGUUUCUCUUUUCUAGCAGUGAUUUUGAUGAUUCUCAGCUGGGUCUGGGCAGUGUGGAGGGUGAUUCUGAACUUCAAUACGUAGUUGCAGUGAAUGGCAUGGACCUAGGAUCAAGAAAGAACUCAAUUGGUAUGGGAAGCAAUUCAGGAAACAAUUUGGAUGAAUUACUGCAUUUGAAUGUUGAAAGGGAGACAGAGCGAGUUGCAGAUGAAUUAGUUGGCGCUGUACCUGCACCUUUGACGACUAAUAUGCCUUCAUCAACUAAUGUAUCAUCUCAGCCAGUAGCAAUGAGUUCUUCUAAUACUUCAGAAUCCAACUCACAGGCUUACCAUGGUCAAAUGGUGGAUAAUGGAGGGCAAUUGCAUACGUUGCCUGUUCUCCACCCUAGAGAGAACUUCCAUCAUGAUGGCAAAAGUACUGUUCCUUCAUCUGUUGUUCCAUUGCCAUAUGGUUAUGUUUCUCGCCCUGCUACAUAUGCACAGGUCGUAGAAAAUUUAGUUUCGACACCUUUGCGUGGGCAUAUGACUGGACAGGAAGGAUCAGCUCAGCAGCAGACAUACCAUGGCUCUCAUGCUCAGGAUCCAGAAGUGCCAGUGGAGGAGAAAAUGAAAAGAGAUAGGAUUGUUCAGACAAUGAGUGAACUUGAAAAAAAUCACUCUUUAGAGGAAGGGCUUGUGAAGGAGGCAAAAAUGAAAAGAGACGGUUCAGCCCAGAAAAUGAGUGAACAUGGGAAAAAUUUGUAUUUGGAAAAGGAUUACACUGUCUCUUCACAUCCGCAUGACAGUUCUGUUACAAAUUAUAUUCCUAGGGAAGCCUCGGAUACUAAAUUUACAGCAGACACAGGAACAUUUUUGUUGCCUACAGAAAAGCAUAAGAAGCAUGAUGACCCUGUGCGGAAUGCAAUUCCAUGUGGAGCUUUAGAUGAAGGGAACUCAAAUAAGUUUAUUGAAAAUGACCACUUCAAUUCAUCUGCUAAACCAUUUGAUCCCGGGUAUGGUGAAUUCAAUGCCGAUUCUGCUGAGUUGAGCUAUCUUGAACAGCCAGUGCUUCCUCAACGGGUUUUUCGUUCGGAGAGAAUUCCCAGGGAGCAGGCAGAACUGAAUCGGUUGUCUAAAUCUGAUGAUUCUUUUGAUCCUCAGGUUUUUAUAAGCCAUGCAGGUUCUGAUCUGGCACAGCAGAUGGCAGAAUCAGUUGAUAAGAUGCGUGACAGGAUCGUAGCUUCCCAGUCGGAACAGUCUGUCUCACCUGUAAAGCCUCUGCAUAUGAAUGCUCAAAUUGUGGAAGAUGGACCAACACAUUCUCACAAGUAUAAUGAGGCUGCUGGUAAUGUUGACAAAAUGAAUUCCAAAAUUUCUGAAGAGGCUUUUGAGUCAAAGUUUCCGAAUUCUAUGUUAAAGCCCAUAGUAGUUACACCUGUGAAUGGCCAUGAAAUGGCCCGAGUUGUGAAUAAUAACAAAGAUCAGUCUGAUAUCAACAAAGAAGCUUCUUCAGUGAAUAAUCCAGCAGUAAAUCAAGGACCUUCUGGUAAACGCAAGGAAGAUUCCGUUUCUAGGACACAAGAGUCUCAUUGGCGUGAGAUAACUGUUAAAAAGAACAAUGGGAAUAAUGCUGAGGGAGAUGCACGAUCAUUUGCUCAGGUGGAGAAGCCAGCUCAGGUGGAGAACCAGAUUAGAGCUCCUUCUCAUGGAGAGUCUGCACAUGUUGGAACUACAGAGCAAGGGGAUAUCCUUAUUGAUAUUAAUGAUCGAUUCCCUCCUGAUUUCUUGUCUGAUGCCUUUGCCAAUGCUAGAAAUUCUGAGCGCCUGGCUGGAAUCAGUCCGCUGCAUGGUGAUGGAACUGGCUUGAGCUUGAACAUGGAGAACCAUGAUCCUAAGCGUUGGUCAUUCUUCCAAAAGCUGGUCCAAAGUGAUUCUACUAGAAAAGAUGUUUCCCUUAUGGAUCAAGAUCAUAUUGUUUUCUCAAGCCCACUUACCAAGAUCGAUGAAGGAGAUUCAAUAGAUUAUGGUUUUCCACCUUUAAAAACUGAAGGAGUUGCCUUGGGUCAUAUGAAUUCCCAUGUCAAUUAUGUGGCUAAUUUUCAGCCUCAGUCAUCUGGUGCUGUUGGACCUAGCACCAUGAAUCUGCAUCCAGAAAACAGUCCUCAAAUUAAUGACAAUGAAGGCACACAGUUUGAUGGUCUGGUGAUUCCAUCCGAUAUUGAGGAUGGGAAGGUAGAGGCACAGGAUGCUCCCCUUGUAGAUCUUUCUGGAGAACUUGAUCUUAGUACCUUGCAGAUAAUCAAGAAUGAGGAUCUUGAAGAGUUGAGGGAAUUGGGUUCUGGAACUUUUGGGACAGUCUAUCAUGGAAAAUGGAGGGGAUCAGAUGUUGCCAUUAAACGAAUAAAGAAAAGCUGUUUUACUGGGCGUUCAUCUGAGCAAGAGAGACUGACAUUGGAGUUCUGGCGUGAAGCUGAUAUUCUCUCAAAGCUUCACCAUCCCAAUGUGGUGGCAUUUUAUGGCGUUGUGCAGGAUGGACCAGGAGGAACACUUGCCACUGUGGCAGAAUACAUGGUGAAUGGUUCUCUUAGACAUGUUUUGGUUUCCAAGGAAAGGCAGCUUGAUCGUCGCAAGAGGCUCAUAAUUGCAAUGGAUGCAGCAUUUGGAAUGGAGUAUUUGCAUUCAAAGAAUAUUGUUCAUUUUGAUUUAAAAUGUGAUAACCUCCUGGUGAACUUGAAAGAUCCUUUACGACCCAUUUGCAAGGUGGGUGAUUUUGGAUUGUCAAAAAUCAAAAGAAAUACAUUGGUUACUGGAGGUGUUAGGGGAACCCUUCCGUGGAUGGCUCCAGAGCUAUUAAAUGGUAGCAGCAGUAAGGUUUCUGAGAAGGUUGACGUCUUCUCCUUCGGUAUUGUCCUAUGGGAGAUUCUCACUGGUGAGGAGCCUUAUGCAAAUAUGCAUUAUGGAGCGAUCAUAGGAGGAAUUGUGAAUAACACAUUGAGGCCACAUGUGCCAAACUACUGUGACCUUGAGUGGAAAUUGCUAAUGGAGCAGUGUUGGGCCCCCGAUCCCAUUGCACGCCCCUCGUUCACAGAAAUUGCUGGACGCUUACGUGUGAUGUCUGCUGCUUGUCAAACAAAACCACAGGGUCAUCCGGCACAAAACCAGGUAACCAAGUAGUACAGUUGGAUGUCCCCCCAGUGAACCCUUUUUUUCUAAAAAACUAUUAUGCUCUAUAAUGGGAAGUUGUUUAAUUUCGUUAAAUCCGCGAAGUUGUGUAACAUAUGAGUAGGGAGAAUGGGCUUCCGUUAAGACUGAGGAUCUAUGUUGUUGGUUUCAGAUUAUCAUUCGAGAAAGUAUAUAUUGUCUUGUGUAAAACCCAAAGAAAUGUUACUACAUGUAAAGCUAUUAUUUGCAUCUGUGGAAAAUGAAAGUGUGGGUCUUGGUUUGUUGCAUUCA